This is a messenger RNA of Achroia grisella, 2689 nucleotides long. It is a transcript of the gene ltl, whose product is annotated as leucine-rich repeat protein SHOC-2. Gene Ontology annotation, molecular function: protein binding. Gene Ontology annotation, cellular component: plasma membrane. The record is from RefSeq and is a predicted model, not a curated record. Lineage: Eukaryota; Metazoa; Arthropoda; Insecta; Lepidoptera; Pyralidae. Bases 104 to 2113 code for a protein of 669 amino acids. The transcript is spliced from 8 exons.
GUGAAUACGUUUCGAGUUGAGAGCGUCUCGGCGCUUGCCGCGACUAGGUUCACUCGUGGUGCGCUCGGGCCAGUAGCGCGAACAGCCCCGUAUCGCACACACGAUGGUUGCGUAUACGCACGCGCUCGCCGCCGCGCUGCUGUGUGCGUUGGCUGGUCAGCUCGGAGCUGGUGCCAGUCUUCAUUGUGCUAUGAGAAGGGAAAUCUCACCAUGUACGUGUCGUCAGGGUGACAACGGUGCCAUUGUGGUCAUCUGUCAACGGAUAAAUGCUUACGAAGACAUAGCACGAGCUCUCACCAGCAAAUUCAGUCCUGAAACGAAAAUUAGUCUCGACAUCUCUUACUCGCAACUGCCGGAUUUUGAUGAUCAUAGCUUUCGUGAACUUGGACUUUCUAUUACAAAACUCAAACUAAAUUUCGACAAUUUAAGCGAAUUAAAAGAAAGCGUUUUCUCAAAACUGGACUUAGUGGAUUAUUUUAGUUUAGCAGAUAACUCGCUCACAGAGAUGCCGCGGCAUAUACUUCGUCAUCUACCUCAUGUAAAAACUCUCGAUCUCUGUAGGAAUAAAAUAACGAAACUAACUGUUGAAGAUUUUAGGGAUAUAAAAGAAGAAGUAAAGACUUUGCUAGUGGCUGAUAAUGGAAUAUCUAAAAUUGAGCGAGAAGCUGUCCCCAAGGCAGUGAAACAUGUGCAUUUCGGUAUUAAUAAGCUGAGUACUUUGAAUGGCACACUGAGGGACUUAGACGACUUGGUGUGGAUAUUCAUUAAUUUGAAUAAUCUCAAGUCUAUAGACAAUGAACUGCCAAUAAAAGCCAAAAAGAUUGUGCUCAUUCAUGCUGCUCACAAUGAAUUGCAAAACUUGCCGAAAGACUUAAAACAAAUGCCUUCCUUGGAAACACUUUAUUUUUAUGAUAAUAAUAUCAAAUCGUUGGAUGGAGCUUUACAAAAGUCCAGAAGACUUUUAACUCUUGGUUUAUCAUUUAACAAGAUAGAAAGUUUAUCUGAGGAUGAAUUUACAGAAGCAGAAAAAUUGGCAUAUCUAGAUAUAGCUUAUAAUCAUUUAAAGAUUUUAAAUGGGUCACUUAGAAGCUUAAAAUCUUUAAGAUAUUUAAAUUUAACGCAUAAUUAUUUAACUGAAUUUUCAUUGCAAGAAAUCAAAGGUUUAAAACGACUUUCAGUAAUCGAUUUGUCUCAUAAUAAAAUUAGCCACAUUACUGGAAAUAUGGAGAACCUUGUGGAUGUUGAAACCCGCGUUUUGGAAUUGCGCCUCGAUCACAAUCAUUUGACGAAUUUAGGAGGAGCUUUGAUGGGCCUUCAUGGACUUCUCAGAUUAAACCUGAGUAAUAAUCAAAUCCAACAAGUAUGUCCUGAUGAUCUGAUUGGUCUGGAAGACUUAAAACUACUUGACGUAUCUCAUAACCAAAUUACAUCUUUAGAAGAAACUUCCAAGACAUUUUUACCAUCUCUUGAGGAACUAAUAGCACAUCACAAUAAUAUUACUACAUUACAUAAAGAUUUCCACGGGCUGCCAUCAUUAUGUCUAGCUGAUUUGUCUUACAAUCAAAUACAGUCUGUUAAUUACGAUCUCGUUUCAAAAUCUCGCUGUGUUAUAAAUGGAGUACCCAGUAUAUUGAAAAUAUAUCUCCAAGAUAAUCCUGUUCUAUGCAGUGAGCGUUUAUAUGAGCUCAUUAAAGUUUUGGAUAACUUAAAUGCACGUAUCAGUGGAGUAUCAACAUGCGUAGCACCACAGACGGUAGCUCCUGUGUUGAACAUGCGGGCACUGAACGACAUCGUACCACAGAAAGAUAAUCCGCCUUUAAUAGUGGUGGCGCACGUUGGCACCAGUUUACGAGUGUUACCUCAUGAAGCAGUGGAUCGUGAAUUGAUUCCGCCAGUUCCACAACUCCAGUAUCGACGUGUCGGUGCUCUGGUCGGUCAUAUAUUGCCAGAGCGUGAAGGCGGAUUACCUGUGCUUGUUGAGCCACCUGUAACGCUGCCAUCAGCGGGUUCCAACGUAGUCGUAAAAUGGCCAGACGACCGAACAAGCGAUGAACCAGUCCAUCCGCUUAGCGACCACUUACGUCUGCGAGAUUUAAAUGCGUCACCGCAGUGAAAUUUUAAGUAUCUGGUGUCACAAAAUGUUGACGCCAUCGAACUGAGUGCUUCAUCUUAGGAAAUAUAACUGCCUCUAAUCUAGACUAAGGCAGAGUGUCUUCUGAUUCGGUCGGGUGCAUAGUUAUCUUUCAUAAUCUUUUCCUAUUGAUUUUAGGUUCUUGAUGUAAAUAGGAGUUCUAGUUAGCACAUUCAGUAUGCAUCCAAAAGAUUGAUAAUCCUACUCGUGGUUCGUCGAGACUUGUGUUUCCAUGUCCAUAAGGCACAAAAUGUUGUAGCAAUUAUAUAAUAUUAAGAAGCGGUGUGUCUAGGAGUUUUGUAAGUGUUAUCAUAUGAAUGAAUGUGUGACCAGCGAUAUAAUCAACCGUCUAACGUUAGAAAUCAAAAUUAUUAUAGAAUAUUUUAUAUCACAGGCUGUUAAUGAUUGAAUACACAUACCAAAUAUUAUUUAGUAGUUAAUGUUUUAUUAGAAUAAUUUAUAUUGACGAAUAACAUUACUAAUAUAAUAUAAAUCGAUGUAUAUAAAUAGAUUUAUUACAUUACAUAAAAUAAACGACUAUAUCAUAAGAUUAAUAAA